Molecule: messenger RNA, 1245 nt
Organism: Amphibalanus amphitrite
Lineage: Eukaryota; Metazoa; Arthropoda; Thecostraca; Balanomorpha; Balanidae
Exons: 8
Coding region: 132-1007 (291 amino acids)
Source: RefSeq, a predicted model, not a curated record
ACCAUGUGUGAGCUGUCUCACAGAUAUCCGGGCGCCAGUCAGCCCACGGGCCCGAGGGCCAGUCGCCGGGGCAUCGCUGGUGGGGACGCAGGCCUGCCAGAGCUGCGACAGGGCAAUCACAGCUCGCCAAGAUGCUGCUGAAGCCACUGGCGGUGUGUCUUCUGGUGACACAAUGUGUCGGGGCGCCCAAGAGCUCGCCGCCGGCCGUCGGCGGACCCAUCGAUGAGCUCAUCGUCGCUCUUCUGGAGGCGUUCAGAGACUCCCUGAGCGAGCCGCAGCCCAUUCCCGACAUCCCAUUCAACCUGGAUGAGCCGGGACUCCUUACCAUCCACCUGAACAUCACCGAAGCUCUCCUGCACGAUCUGUCAACGUUCGUCAUCGACAACAUCCACGUGAACAUGCUUACCCUGAAGCUGGACCUGGCUCUGAGUCUGCCCACCCUCAGCCUGGAGUGUAACUAUGCCUUCGGCAGCGGCAGCGUCAUCGGUGACCUCUUUCCUCUGUACGGCGCCGGCCCCGCCAGCUUUGCCAUGGAAGGCAUGGUCCUGACUGCCAAUGCCGAUCUGAAGCAAAACUUUUCUGGUGGACAUGACCACUACCAGAUAACCGAUCUGGAUUUCUACUACCACUUCGACACUCUGGACGUCCAGAUGCACAACCUGUUCAACAGCGAAGACAUGGCCACUGUGAUUGACGGCUUCGCCGACGACCUGGGGCCGAUUCUGGUGGACGUGAUCGUCAACGAGACGCGCACUGACCUGAUGCCGGUCAUCAUCGAUGUGUUGAACGACAUUCUGUGGAACGCCACCAUCCUGUCGCCGAGCCCGGAGGACGCUGACGAGGCUCCUCUCAGUGAGCCGUUGAAACCAGUGCCGGUAAAACUGCCUAUCCGGGAUGGCGUGGAGGCUCGUCAAGCUCCUCUUCAGAACCUCCCUAAGAUCGACCGCGUGGGCCAGGCUGAUGUGCCCAAAAUCAACAUCAAGAGGCGCCAAGGAAAGUCUCCGUGAUACUGAAGAUCACCUAACGUUCUGUGCCGUCCUCUAGCAAAUGAAGAAACAGCCGGUCUUCUUUCUGAAUGACUUCUACUUCUCUGUUGAAAUCGUCAUGUUUACGUCUAUAUUUAACCGUUAGAUGUAAUUAAUAUGAAUUCAAUUACAUGGUUCAUGCAGUUGUUUUUGGAACGAACAGUGAUGAAAACAAAACAAGUUGGGCUGUAAUAUUGCAAAAUAAAGCAAGGAAUUAUCA